Messenger RNA from Porites lobata, 10045 nucleotides. The record is from the annotation of a GenBank genome assembly. NCBI's taxonomy places the organism in Eukaryota, Metazoa, Cnidaria, Anthozoa, Scleractinia, Poritidae.
AUGGACAAGUUUGUCUCCUUACUGAUUUUUGCUGCAUUCCUGGGACUCACAUGUAAGUUUCCAGAGACCUUUCAUCUUCUUUUUAAGCUACUUCCAUUUCCCUAUCUACAUUCCCCAUAUUUCCCUUCUCGAGUCACUUCCAGUGUUUUAAAUGUGCCCAAAAAUUUACUUUAAAGCUUUCUUCAUAUUAUUGAAGUGAUCAAUCCCAGAAUGAUAAAAAAAAACCGUUUGAAUUUCCCUCUACAAAAUUGCAUAAGAUUGAAUUAGUCGUGACUAGAAACCACAUUUAUCAAGGGGCACUAAUUACGUGAUGUUUCGAAGAUUUUAAAUCUUUGGGUUUUACCUAUCUUCCAUGCCAGAAUCAGCUUAUAGAUGCGAGAAAAUCUUCAUUUAUACGAAAAAAGACAUCAACGCAAAAAGGAGAGUGAUUAAAAUCUAAAUCACUUUAUCGUGAUUUGCAUCCGUUCUGCCCAGGAUCAUAAUUUUUUUUAUCUCUUCUGAAAUGUAAUUUGUGGUGGCCACUGAUAUGUGUCAACGUGUUUUUAAACUAAUGAAAUAUUAGAAAAAGAAUGUCAAAUUGUGGAAAGACUUUCGUAUUGCGAAACCAAAACCUUCUCUUACAAAAAUGAAAACAUUAAGAGAAAAACUAAGUAACUGGCCAUCAAGCUACAGGGCACUACAUAUAACGGGGUAAAUGAUUUAGAAUUGCGACAUUUUCUUCAUGUUAGAAUCAUUGUAUUUUGGAUAAUUUUCAGGUUCAUUUCCAAGCAAAGAACAAGGUAUGGUUUUUCAUUUAACAAGAAGUAUAAAAGUAAAGCAAUUACUACCAGACAGGUUGAAUUUCCUAAAUUUUCUUUGACAAACAACUAUACUUGUUUCCAAAAAUAAUUUAACCAAGACCACCUUAACAGUCUUAUCAGCCAGUAUAAUUUUUCAAAUAAAUUUACGAAAAGAAUAUAAACUGGGUAAUUGAAUGAAUAUGGCUUAUCUUACCAGUACAAUAAUAAGGAAAAAUUGAAUUUCAGCGUAAGUUACGCGAUAAUGUGGUGUACAUUUAUUUAAUUUUCGAUUCGUAGAAAGGAAAAACGAUAUAAAAUGCACUUUCAUGCUUACGGCAACUAGUUAGUUUUAUCAUCUUCUGUAAGAAGCAAGCCAUUAUUUCUGAGUUGAUUACAGUUAGAGUGACUAUUCAAGGUUUGUUGUAAUUCACACAGAUGGACGACACCAUUAACAAACAAUGUCAACUUUUUUUGUUUUCUUUGUAAUCACCAAACUCAAAAUCAAAAUUCUGUUUAGGGUUUUGGUUGCAAAGGUGUAAGGAAUUUUAGUUAAAAAUGCACGCACUAUCUCUAAUUUCAGUACAUCUUUACGGCUCAGAUUACUAUUCUCACUUUGUAGACUCAACGUAAUUAAACGUACAUAAACUGUCAAAUUCGGUUUGGAAAAUGAAAUAUGAGCAAUAAAGAUGAAAAUAAAACCUUGCAGUACAUUAUAGUAAAACAUAAAACUUCUUAAAUUUUAAAGAAAGCUUCACUCAUAGUGCAAUAUAACCAAUGCACGCUUAAAGUUAUUUCUCGUGCCUGUCAUUUAAAUUUCCUAAUUAAGACAACUUACUAUUUGACAGAAAUUUUUUGUAAUAUUGUCUCUCUUAUCAGUGUGAAACUAAAAUUACUUCUGCAAAGAGAAAUAAUUUUUUUUUCGGUAAUCUACUGGCUUUUAAUUAAACUCAUAAUCUUUACAUCAGAAUAAAUCCAAUUUGUUUUUUAUAUAUCUAUCACUUAGCCAAGUUUUUCCUUUUUUUAAUCAAAACUAGAGUCCACUAUUUUUUGGGUACUGGUACUGUAGUUUUUUAUAAGACAAAUUAAGGUAAAGGCAGUGCAUAAACUGACGAUAAAAAAAGCAUUUCAAAAACGGUCUUUACCGGCGCACACAAUUCAGGGUUGUUUCAUACAAACCUAUUUUUCUGAGUGCUCCAAGCCAUAAAACAGUAGACUUCAUUAAAAAAGGAAAAAAAAAAACAAUAUCCGGCGUCUCUGUUCAGUGAAAAGUAAAGUUUGAAAUAGUUUUAAAUAAUGUAUUUUUUAAGCCGAGUUUUCAUUACUUUUAAAGUAGAAUGAAAGGUAUGUGGCGGCAGACUUUUGGAAGAAAACAAAAGCCCCAAUAUAGACAAAAUACAUUAGAAUACAAUUUAUUUCACAUUUCUCAGUUUCUUCAUCUUACUUUUUUUUUUAAAAAAAAAAAGGAGCUCUGUAAUAUAAGUGUCUGAUUAGAAAAACAAAACUGGAAAGAGGAAGGAAAUGCCUAGGCCCAAAUAAACCGACUCUGGAUAGUGUAUUUUGAUAACUUUUGUGUAGCACUCAUUCAAAACCAAAUGCAAAAACACACAUACAGCAAUAACGCUAACGUAAAGCGGGAUAAUAAGACUGGUAAAGCGUAAAAAAGCGUAACCAAAACAAUAAAUACAUAAAUAUAUCAGCAGUAAAACAUGGACAUGAAGACAUCUCCAUAUUAAAAUAUACGAGAAGAUACCAACGGACACUUGAAGAGCCAAAGAAUGUGAAAGGUCGCAGUCACUGACUAAGAUGGUUCACUCUAUACGUCAAAUUGCAUAAAAGUUAAAAGGUGCAUUCGAAUUUAACAAUCCACAUUUUUUAAACGCUUCACCUCGUUCAUGGCAACAUCAUUUAUAGGUUUUCACUAUCAGGUUUUCAUAUUUUAUUUCUAAACAUCCUUCAUAUUUUGCUAUUUAAUUCUUAUUUAAAGUCUACCAAGCAUUGUUUAUCCAUUGAUAUAGUGCUAGGAGGGAAAUAUUUCGUCUUUAAAUUCCGCGCAACGCCGGGUAAAUAAAUAUACAAAAACACUGACUCAUAGUAACAAGAAUAUACGAAUGAAUGUACACCCUAAUCAAAGUAGUUUAUUAACGCUAAAGCCUAGUCGUUAAAAAUGAUUUAUUGUAAUCUGCGUAUUAUUCAUCACCUUGCAAAAUACCGUAUUCUGAAUCUACUGAAGAACGAACACUCUUGUAAAUAUCUAUUUGCCCAGAAAAAAACUUAAGUCGUUGACACCCAUGCAGCCAGAGUUAUUCACUUUUUUAAUGGGUUUGGUAUACUAACGAAACAUUUUACUUUUCCUCAAAAUAAACCUUUUUAAGACAAAACAUAGUCUCUUUUGUCUACGUUCAGAGGGGUUUAUCCCAUCUUUCGCGACGGUGGAUUGAAGACGGUCUUAAUCCCACAUAUUUUGCAUACCAAAAAAAGCCACGUUCAAGCUUCACAGAAGUGAUCUACACAUGAGGGACGUAAUUACAGGUUUAUAUUAAUGCCGCUAACAUGCACUAUAUUCAUGAUAUGAUUUAAAGAUAAUUUACAACUUAUUUAAAAAGGCAAUGUGGCUUAAAAUAUAUCUACGAAGAUGCCUAACUCCUUUCUUGACAAACAACGCUCAUCUGGUACGGAACACCAGCAAACAGUAUCAACUACCAACUAAUAACUUGCCAAUAUUGGCCUAACCUGUAACUCUUUAUCACCGACAAUAAAAUUACGGCUAAAGGUCAGCCCCUAACCGUUAUAUUCUAAACUUGUUGACUGCAUAAGGUAUAAACAACUACUACUAACAGCUAACGAUAAUUUAACAUUUCUAAAAUGUUCCUCAGACGCGAGAGAAAAUGAAUGGAUGCGGGAAACAGCAAAACGUUAGUAGCAAACGUUUCUUGUUAUUUACUACUAAGUGUCUGAUAGCAAAAUACUCAAAAGUGUUUCAAAUGAAUCUUUAUGAAUUUUAUCAGUCUUCUUCGACAGACAACAAGUGUGACUAAACUUAAUUUUAUUUUGCUACUUGAAAGAGAAAAGGAAGCUGGCCCUGAAAGAAACUAUUCAAUAUAAAUUUCUUUUCAUGUUCAUUUCUCUUUUUAUUCUUCUCGAAAAACAGAACACUUAUUUUUCUGAAAAUUUCUAGUUAAGGUGAAAACAAAACCAAAUAAAUAUUUAAAGAAGAGAAUGACGUCCGAAGUUUGUUUGGUUAUUUCUGGUAAAAGAAAACUUUUUGGGGAAAUACAAAGCAAGAACAUCCAGGUAAAGGUAUGAACUCUAGGGGAAGUCUUAUACCGGGAGGCUCCGGCCCAAGGUCCAACCCCUUACCCUGUUUUAUAUACCGUUGUUGAUACGUAUUUAGUUUAGAACUUUCCAUCCCUUUUAACUGCUAUAAAUUCAGUCUUUAAAAUAUGAAUAAACCACAAAACCAGAACGUUUUCCCGACUCUUUCACAGCCAUAAAAUGCAUCUGUUACAUGUAGCUCCUCUGGCUCUUUUUACGACCGAAAUGACAGAUUUCCCUUCCCUUUCAUGUACCUCAAGUAGUAAAAUCCAUACCCCUUCAUAUACUUAAAGCCUGAAAAAUGUACCCCUUUUGAGCGGAACCUCCCCAGAUAAGCCAUUAUAGGGAGUACCCCUGGGGUAUGAACCAGGUAAUAGUUAUGUGCUCAGUGAACUGUCCUUUGAAUAGAAGCGAAACUAGAGGUGACCUUGUUUCCUUAUAAACCUUUCUGUUUUUAAUGAAAAUGAUAAUGUUCAUGGGCUUGUUAGCUCAAGCACAAAUUGGACACAAAAAGCAGGAAGGUUUUAACAAAAAAGUUUCCAGCCUCACUCUAUUUAAAGGCCAGGGAUUGAGCACACACGAAAAUUACACAGAAGAGAACUACACACAAAAAUUUAUACCUAUCAAUCUAUCAGCUAGAGAGAGUCAGUUAUUUGAGCAAGUGUCAGUACUUUCUGGUCUGGCCAGUCCUAAGUUACUUUUAUUUUUAUUCGUCUCAAUAUAAAGUAGUACUUCGCUUAUCAAUAUUAACAAAGUCUUAUUUGAUUUUAACUUGCAGAAAUUGAUUCUGAAGAUGCUGACCUUGGUAAAAAAAUAUUAUUUUAUUGCUCUCUUAAUUCCAUUCUUUUUUCUUUUUUUUUUUCACUUCUCAUUCUUUUCUAUCUCCUUUCCCUUUCUUCCUUUUUGCCCAUUCCUUCAUCCUUUAUAUGAUAGGAAACUAGUCAUAAUAAUGAACUAAACUUACUGAUCAUUUCUUGCCACCCUUACAUUUUUUCUGCUAGAAACCAGAAGUAAAGUACUAUGCCCAGAACUUGGCCUGUUGGAACACUAUCACGUGAAUUUGGGGGCAAGUCACAUCCCUUGUUCACAAGUAACCAGGAAACGUAAGCACAGUAUUGCAGAUAUUAUGAAAUUAGACCCUAACAAGGCUAAUAUUACAGUUUUAUUUAAUACUCUACUAUCCCCUGACUGCGACAAUGCGGGAAUUCUUAAACAAGAGGGACAAAUAUCCUUCCCUAUUGGUCUGUUUACAAUAAAAAUAUUAAAGCAGGAGGGGUUACUAGUAAUAAUGAAUGGCAUUCAAUCACCCUUGUUUGCUUAGUUUGAGUUUAUUGAAUUGCCACAAAUCUUAUCAAUGUAAUAAAUGAACACAAAAUCUAGUGGCAAGAAACCAAAAGGAAUGUACUGAUCAUUUACUUAGUUGGCUCCCUGUAAUAGCUAAUUGAUUAAUUAAUGGACUAAUUUUUUAUGGAUGAACUUACCCCUUUCCCCGUUCCUCCCUAACUUUGACGGUGCGUUGCCUCACUAACAGAAUUCCAUUUUUUUGUUGUUUUCAAAAGGUGCCGCUAACUUAAUACAAGAGUUUAAAAAGAGAGGUAAGUUGCAAAAAACUCUAGGGUCUCCCAUAUCUCACUGGUUUGACUAUCCCAUGAUACCUCAUGGGUUUGGCCCCUCUUUGGAGCAUUUCAUUUAUUUUUUCCUUUUUUAGUAUGUCCACAAAGCCGGUGGAUGUAUGUUUAGGAUGAAAUGAAUGAUUACUAUUUGCCUCAUUUAGACCCCCUUGUUGAACACUUUUUCUUUGAUUCAACUUUGACAGAACAACUUGACUCAAGGGUCCAUAAUUUGAGUCAGUAUAAAAACUGCACAUCAACAAUGAAAAAAUUUUGGUCUGCUGAUAAAACCUUGAUCAGACUGGAUUAGAUCAAACUCUAUAAUCCUAUCCCUAAUCUUUUAUCAUUUAAUGAAUGGGUUGAUCCAGGCUUAUCCAGUUCAGGUUUUGUUGACUCCUAAUCCCACUUCAUGCGUGGAACAACAUGUUUUGCCCAACCAAGGCAAAGUCUCUAUGACUAAAAUAGCUCACCUUUGAUCUUUCUCAGACACAAUCUGUCUUUUGUUUUACGGCUAUAUUUAUUGCACUCUCAAUUUUUCUGAAAUCUUAUUCUGCAUACAGGUUUGAUAAAAAGUUGCAUUGCCGACAAACCCCUUUAUGAUUGUGAGGGCAUGCUGGGUAAUCAGGACAAGAUGGUGGAAAAAUCAAAAGUUUGCAUGAGAAUAUAAAGUCAUUUUUAUUUCUUGCUAAUUGAAUAUAUUAUAUUUUGUCACUUUCCCUUUAAAAUGCAACUAAUGAGCAUAAAGAAACUACACACUAAAUCUAGAGUGCAUAGCAGUCCUUUGUUGAUUUUUAGAAACCCUGAGUUCAUCCAUACAUUUUCUGUAAUCUGACGACACAAAAAUUACAGAUACAGUAUGGAAGACAUCAAAUUUUCUAAAAAGUGACAAAAGACUGCUGUGCACUCCACAUUUAGUGUUUAGUUUCUUUACGUUCAUUAGUUAAAGUUUGAACAGGGAAAGUGAAGAGUAUAUUCAAUUAGGAAGAAUUAGUUGACUAUGAAUUCCCAUUCAAACUUUUGAAUUCCCCGCCAUCUUGUCCUGAUUACUCAGCAUGCCCACACAACCGUAUAGGGGUCUCUAUAGUCAUCUAAUGCGAGCACUUUCGUGUACUAGCGAAAUUAAAUUUAUAGUGGAAUUCUGAUCCAUAGCAAUGCUACGAAUUAAUGUAAAAAUAUCUUCAGAACCGGUCGCUUUUGAGGCGCGCAGUUUAAAUGCUUAUAGUUAAUAUGAUAAAUAGGUCACAAAGGGUCUAGCUAUUAAGCUUAUUGAUCCGCUAAACCUUACUUGGAACGAUCUUUGCGUGUAAAAGCUACCCAAGGGACAAGUUCACCCCCGGAAAGGACAUUGCUUUUCUGUACAUAAAUAAAUGAACUAAAACCUGUUAAGUACUGACCGUUUUAUCAGCCUUUAAAGUUCACCGACCUCAGGAUUCGAUUGCAACAAACAUGAAACUUCUCCGACAAUCCUCCAAGGCGCUGGUUGUCGAGCAUCGCGCGCCGCCAUUUUGGAAUACGCUUGGGAACCUGGCUUUUGAUGCGUGAGUGUGAAAUGAAAUUGGCGGGAAACGAAGCGAAGGUCGAGUGCCUGAAUCAAUCGAAGGCAGACGCUUUUUUAACACACUCAUCUAUCACAUUUGUAUUUGUGGUUAGAAAUAUUAUACACAAUCCCCCCUCGGAGUGACCUCGUCCUUAAAUUCAUUAGCAGGGCUGUAUAACUGCUGAUUGUCGUUGUUGUCAGUAUACGGCUACAGCCCCGCUCUUAGCCUCCCCGCAGACGUCCUUUGGGGUUCGUUUGUCACGCAUUCAUUUCUCCCCGACAAACGAACCCCAAAGGACGUCUGCGGGGAGGCUACCCUGCUCUCAGUCUGUGACGAUUAGCUUUAUUUGUAGAUCGGCUGGCACAAAGAAGUUGGGGUUCAAAGAACAAUUAUCGAAAAAGAAUAGCAUAAAUUUUAUCUUUAAUGGGAUAAUGUACUUUAGAAGAAGGAAGAAUGGGAUAAACAUUUCCUUUCUUCUAGCAUGUUCUUGGCGUUCAGAAACCGGCUGGUGACGGCCCACUCUCCACUAUCUAAAUGCCUAGGACGGGUUAUAUUUUUCCAGAAUAAGUCAACUUUUAUGAGUAGAACAAUGAUUUUUUUCUCCACUGUGAUAUGGCAAUAAUGAAAUUUUCGAGCAGGAAUUGGAAUUCGCGAUUUGCACCAACCUCGUCCCCAGGGCUUUUCCCUUAAAAAAUGGGUGGGACGGGAAGGAGGAGGUCAAUGAAUUUUUUAAAAAUACAGGUCAUACUAGAUAAGUCUAAACAAACGCGUGUCGCUAUGAUAUGGCUGAGAGUCAAGGUGAAUAGAACUAGGUUGUGUACGGCGAUCCACUUCGCAAGAAAUAAAUAAAAUAUCAAAAGAGUCGCGAAAACGGACUUUUCCACGGUAGUACAAACUUUAUGCAUUUACGAUAGCUUUUUUGUCAUUUAUAUCGCUCUAUAAAGGAAGUUUUACAAAUGUUACCGCUCGCUGUCUCCAUCAUAGAAAUCGGAGGAAAGCAAAAAAAUACCAUAGCCAGUGUCUGUGACAAAAAAGAAAUCUUGUAAACUUUUCGUUACUCGUCAAGAGAUAUAAAAGGCCGCCCAAGAUCGCGCGCUGUGAGGUUCGGCAUAAUUUUAGCUUUUCACAUAGCGCUAAUUUAUUACACCCAGGAUUUUAGGGUGUACAAGUGGACACGUGACCAGCCGAUGCUAGGGCCUUUUCCCGCCCCACCCAUUUUUUAAGGGAAAAGCCCUGGGGACGAGGUUGGAUUUGCACAUCUCCCAUAAUACGUCUUCCGACGUCUUGCCCACAAGAUUUUGCCCAAACAUUGUCCUUAAUUUCUCUUGGGACGACUGUAAUACCCAGGAGAAGAAAAUGUAAUCGGCUCCUGGUUAUGCAAAAUUUUGAGGGGCAAACAAGGUGAAUUAAAGGGACUGAGAGGAAAAGGGUGAAUAAAUAUUAAAUAGACUGCUAAUUCUGGAAUCACACGAAACAUAAUUUCCUCCCUUUUUUUACAGAAUUAGAAUACGAGAUGUCUGAAAUAGGUAAGAUCCAUUUGGUUAAUCGAAUUUUAGAAGAUUCAACAUUUGACUUAUCGCCAAAGUACAACUGCAUAUUUAAAAUUUCAAACUUUUCGAUGUCAAAACUAUUAUAAGUUCAUUUCUAAUAUAUUUCCGUAUCCGUCACGACACCUUAUCAGUUAAUGUUGUCUUUGUUAAGUCACGUGAGCUGUUUUCCUUUUGGAGGGUUUCUGUUUCCUCAUGGACAUGAAUAAAAGGCCACACUUUAAAGUCCUUUAAGAAAUUUCUUCCAACACAGCUGAGUCUUCAUUCAAAAGUAAGUGGAAAGAAUAAAAUGAUGUGAACACAAAACUAAAAAAGGAAAUUUAUAUUUUAGUAAGAUUAAGAUUUCCACAUUUCAAUACUGUUCUACUGAUUUUUAUUUUUACUUUUGUUUCAUUUCUUUUACAGAGCGAAGAGGAACUGCCUGCUGCAGCCCAGGCUGUAACUGGCUUCUGAGCUACUUGGAAAUUGAUAGUUCAGUGGUGAAAUGUCUCGAUCGUAAAUGAACAUUCAGUUUUCUUUUCAUAAAAUAUUAAAUGAGAUCAAUACUUACUGGAAAAAAAUAGGAGGUUUGUCGCGUACUGUUAAUUCCGCACAAUAAGACUUGAGGAAAAUCGUCUUAAAGUAACUGUUUCAUUGUACAAAGCUAUCACUUGGAAGUGAAUUAAACUAUACCACACUAAAUGUUCGUCUCAUGUUAACUGUUAGCUGGUUAAAGAAGAAGGUUUAGGCGAGAAGAGGUAAAUUGGGUGGCCCCAGUUAGAUAGGAAUACUUACCAGUUAGUUUUUAGGACAAUAAUGACCACAAUAUCAAAAUAUCCUAGUAUUGUGGGUAUUUCAAUCAUGAAUACAAAAAAAUACUUUCUUAAGGUUCCAUAUAUUUGCGAAAGUACUAAUUAACAACACUCUUUUGUGUCAUUAGGCUCCCGUAAAGGAGACGGGACAGCCAAUGAGAUGGUGGCCAUGAGAUUAUUAUUCUGGACACACCUCAGUGUGUGCCCAAUCUAUCCCCACGUUCAUUUUUUCCAUCUAAUCUCAUUCAUCGACCACUGGUCUAUCUGCCUCCACCGCUCUUCAUUCAGGAUUCUUCUGGGCCGCCUAAUCCGCAGGAAGCUCCCCAGAACUUUUUAAUGAAAACUAGUCUCUUAGUUUCAGCCCUAGACGAAAUGAGCAAAGCUUUCACAUUUUCCCCAAAGACUCUCACCUUGCUUCUAGUUGUCAGUGACGUAGACCACAAUAUCAAUUUCAGCAUCAAAAAGUAG